This is a messenger RNA of Aspergillus eucalypticola CBS 122712, 685 nucleotides long. RefSeq names its product Erg28 family protein. The coding region runs from base 122 to 547 and encodes 141 amino acids. Gene Ontology annotation, molecular function: protein-macromolecule adaptor activity. The record is from RefSeq and is a predicted model, not a curated record. NCBI's taxonomy places the organism in Eukaryota, Fungi, Ascomycota, Eurotiomycetes, Eurotiales, Aspergillaceae. Gene Ontology annotation, cellular component: membrane; endoplasmic reticulum. The transcript has 2 exons.
CAAAGAAGCAAUAUCCUCAUCGCAAUUAUCAGUCUUUCCCAACCAAUUGAUCCCCACAACUCUAUCUCUCUGCGCAGCCAAUUCUGUCAAACUCUCCGGAGUACAACUUCGCAUAGUAAUCAUGGCCGCUCUUCUCUCCUACCUUCCCCCCUUCGAGGGUCUGCUGCCCAAAUGGCUCUUCUUGGUCUCCGUCGUCUCCGCCGCAAACAGCAUCCAAGCCUACCGUUCGGUGUCCUAUGCCGCAGAUCUCUACAACGGAAAAACUGCUGACGGUCGCCCGCACACCAACCCCCUCUCUUCUCGGACUUUCGGCACAUGGACUUUCCUUUCCUCCGUAGUCCGCAUUUACGCCGCCUACAACCUCAACAACCCGGCUGUCUAUGAUCUCGCGCUCUGGACUUUUGGCAUUGCCCUGGCACACUUUGUCGGCGAGUGGUUGGGCUUCGGUAGUGCGCAGCUUAAGGGUCGUUUCGUUAGCCCUUUGAUUGUUGCUUCGUCCUCGCUGGCUUGGAUGUUGACGCAGAGGGAGGCGUAUCUGGCUGCUUAGGUUGGGCUGGAUCUUAAUUGUAAUUUGCCGGGUUUGCGGCUGGUUGCUUUUUCGAUGCAUGCUCUAUUUCUUAGCGGAGGGACAAGCUAUGGAUCGGCUAGUUUAUGAUCAUAUCAAUAAUGUAAUGAAAAGGCAAAG